AUGGAGACGGUCCCCCAAACCAGCCGGCGGAAGGCAUGCGAUCUUUGCUUUAUCAAAAAGAUCAAAUGCGACAUGGGGAAGCCGUCAUGUUCCAACUGCCGGCAGUACGGGGCUGCAUGUCGAACUACGGCAGUCCGCCGGCGAUAUAGCAAGGUACGGAGCCAACAUGAACGAGCGAACGUAUCAGCAACGUCGAGUUCAGCAGUCACCGAGCCCCCGGGUCGGACAAGUGAGAGUCGACCCAGUCCGCUAGAACAACGACUUGCUCGCAUCGAGAAUCAACUCCAGCAGGUCCUCACAGUAACCUCCGCGGCGGUCAAGCUCAUGGGAGAGUUGCCCCUUGCCGGAUUAAACAAUACUGGCGGGAGUUCCCAGGCUAGAAAUGUCGAUGCAUUCAUGCGACAAGGUGACGCCAACGAUGAUACUGCUGUGGACGUGAUAGCCUUCCCGGCCAGUAUCCCGGCCAGUAUCAGAGAGUGCGGACUGGAAACAAGAUCUGCGCUCAAGCUUCCACCAGGUAACGAGAUCCUCCCGAUCGUAAACCGUUACUUUACGCAUAUCAACACCCUAAUUCCGCUCUUCGCUCAACCUGCCUUCAUGCGGAUGCUACUCGAGUGGUACAGCAACCCGGCGAGCCGCGAACGGGCCGCGUGGGCAUGCAUCAACAUUGUACUAGCCCUCGGAUCUCGGUACCCCGCCGUCCCAGGUCAGGAUGUGGGCUUAUCUCGGCAUGAGCCGGGCUUCGUGCGCUACAUGAGCAAUGCCCGGUCCGCCCUGGCCGAACUGGUGAUGCGUGAUGAAGACUUGCUCGGCUUGCAAGUCCUAUUGGGCCUCGUCAUCCUGUAUCAGGCCGAAAACGACAGCCGACCGGCAGUAGUGUUGAUCGGUGCUGCCGUGCGGCUGACGCAUCGCCUGCGACUGCAAUCCAAGCUGGACAUCGAGGCGCUCUACCCUCCUAAGGAGGGACUCCAUCGCUCUCGCCUCUUCUGGAUCACUUAUAUGCUCGAUAAAGAGAUCUCGCUCCGGCACUUCACACCAUCAGUCCAGCUAGAUGUGGACACGGACUUGGAUCUGCCACCCGCUGACCCAGCGGAUGGGGCUGGCGACAUGCACACCACGGAUGGGGGCGCACGGGUCAACUAUUUCCGCUUGCGACUGAGGCUUGCUCAUAUCCAAGGCCGGGUCUACGACUUGCUGUACUCAAAUCGCAGUAGUAAGGUCUCGGCACAGGAGAAGGAAUCUCGUGUAUUGCGAUUGAACCAGCAGCUUGAGAGCUGGAGGAGUGAGAUUCCGACGCCAAUGCAGUUGGGUUCGAUCGCAACAAGCCUGGGGCGCAUGGAGCUGUUAUUCAUGUCGACCUUGUACUGUGGCUAUCUCUUCUCCCUGGUUAUGGCCCAUGGCAUUUGGAGUACUCGGGCGGACUGGCUCAACCUGCUUUCGAGCCAUACCCGCGCCAUGGUCCUCGGAAGCGAGAGUCAUGGGCACAGAUGCUUCGGCGCUUUGAACCCGCCAACUGAAUGGGCUUGGAAGCACUGUCUCGGCGUCAGCAGGGAAUGCUUGACUAUUGCAAGAACAAUACCGCCAAGCGAUUGUAACUUUUGGGCCAACUGCCCAUCGCUGAUCACGGCACUGAUUGCAAUCAUGUGCGACAUAUGUGAACAUCCUGGACGCGACACGGUACAGCAGGAUAUGAGACUCUGCCGCUUUGCACUCAGCCUCUUCCAUAAGGCCACAGAAGUUUCGAUACUCCUCCCCCUAAAGAACAUGGAAAUGAUGCUUGUUGAAUUGGAGUUUGCUGCGGAAAUGGUGGCCGAAAAUGCUGCAAGCGAAGGCCACGCUGAAGGCGAGAAUCCGGUGUUGAGUGACUUGAGGCUAAGCGGUGAUGGAACACUGGCAACCUCGAACACACCUGCGCUUUGGCUUGAGGGUCAGUUUGACGGCAUCGAUUACAGUACUUAG
Molecule: messenger RNA, 1959 nt
Organism: Canariomyces notabilis
Lineage: Eukaryota; Fungi; Ascomycota; Sordariomycetes; Sordariales; Chaetomiaceae
Exons: 4
Coding region: 1-1959 (652 amino acids)
Biological process (GO): regulation of DNA-templated transcription; DNA-templated transcription
Molecular function (GO): DNA binding; zinc ion binding; DNA-binding transcription factor activity, RNA polymerase II-specific
Source: RefSeq, a predicted model, not a curated record